GGAACGCCCGUGGUGGCCGUGCCAGCACAUCCAGGGCAGAUCCCAUAAAAGGACUCUCGGCACCGGGUUAGGCAGGAGGCAGGAUGAGGCCGUGCCAAGUACUGCUGCUGCUGCUGGGGCUGGCCAGAGCCACCACACCGGAGCCAGAUGGAUCCACACUGGGAUCGGCUGGAUCCAUCCCAGUGUCCCUGCCAGCGCUCUGGACCGUGAGCUAUGAGGACGCCGUCUCGGCAGCCGUGGAGCUGCUCAACACAAGGGUCAUCACUCCCUAUGUCCUGCGGCUCCGGGAGGCGCAGCCCCAGCCCGGCUGGCCUGGGGACCUGCAGCGCCCGCAGGAGCUGAGCUUCAGCGUGGAGGAGACCUCGUGCCGGGCACCGGGGAUGGCCGCUGCCACCUGCAAGAGCCGCUGGUUUGGGGCAGUAAGCUGGUGCCAUGGCUACGCCUUCCUGGAGCAGCAGCAGCCCAUGGUGCAGCUGUCCUGCGAGAAGAUGCCCAUCACGCUCGGCCUGAUCCGGAAAUCCGGCGUCAAGAACUUUCUCGGCAGGAUCCAGGAGCGAUUCAAGGGCUUCUUCCAGUGCAGCCAGGUCUGGAUCCACGACAAACUCAACCUGAAAAAGCCCAGAUCCUGAGCGGGUGAUGCCGCAUUCCCCCUGCCCCGUGAUCCCACCCGGGUGCUCCGAUUCCA
Messenger RNA from Neopsephotus bourkii (Bourke's parrot), 685 nucleotides. Its product is annotated as cathelicidin-B1-like. Lineage: Eukaryota; Metazoa; Chordata; Aves; Psittaciformes; Psittacidae. Bases 84 to 629 code for a protein of 181 amino acids. The record is from RefSeq and is a predicted model, not a curated record. Gene Ontology annotation, biological process: defense response to Gram-negative bacterium; innate immune response; defense response to Gram-positive bacterium. The transcript is spliced from 4 exons. Gene Ontology annotation, molecular function: lipopolysaccharide binding. Gene Ontology annotation, cellular component: extracellular region.